CAGCCGUUGGGUACAUUUUGCCCCGGGUCAUUAUACCAGCAGCUGCUGACUGAUGGAAUCUCUGAUUGAUGACAGUUGCUCAGCGGGACGCUAGCUCUCGCGGACAGAUGACGCUCCCACUGAGAAAACGUUCAACCAUCUCUUGGAUUCAAUUUAAUUUUGCUCCCAUCACGACCUGAAAGUGCAGAUUCCUUCUUUUAAAAGUUGUAUGAUCUGUGGGGGGGUGUACAGGUCGCACACGCCGGGUCAAGUGCAUACAAAUACCCGCGCAUACUUGGGAUAUCCUGCGUACUUGCAUGUCUCUAUCGGUCUGAUCCCAAGAAAGGAUUGAGGGUUUCAUGUGAUGGCGCCGUUGCUCUCGAUUUGACCAAAACUUUCCCACGAUCCCUCCUCCAAACGCCUUUUUCACCCCACCCAUUUACAAGUUCAUAAAAGUGACCCGCCGAGUCGAACCCCAAGACCCGGACCGUUGGUGUCAAACAGAGAGGCGAAGAGUCAUGCCGGCGCCCAAGAAAGCAGGAAGGAAAGGCAGCUCUGCACAGGAAGAGAAGCUGCCACCAUAUGAGCCGAAUAUCCCUGAACCGACCAGCAGGCCCGACUUCAUUAAGUACUGGCUCCCCCUCUCUCUGGAUGAUAAAACUGCACAGAAGCUUCUGUGGAUUUCUGAAGGCGGCGCCAAGGUCGCUCGAACAUCCGAUGCAGUCUGUCCUUAUCCAAACAGACCGGAGAGAUACGAACACUCUCCGCAGGUCUUGUGUAAGGAAGGGCUCCAGGGCUGUCGAGGCUACUGGGAGGUGGACUUUGAUGGCUGGGUGGUGAUCGGGGUGCUCUCUGAAAGCUCUCCUCGGAGAGGCCAGGAGGUGCCCUGCGGCCUCGGGGAGAACUCCACCUCGUGGGGCGUGGGCUGGUCCGGCUCCUGCUACCAAGUCUGGCACGACGGGGAAAACGUGGACGUCCAGCUGCCCCUGUCCUCCACCAUGGGCGUGUACGUGGAUCAGCCCGCCGGCAUCAUCAAGUUCCUCUCGGUGGAGGGAGAAGCGGAGAAGGAGGCGCGGCUGAUCCACAAGUUCAAAGCCGCCUUCAAGGAGAAGGUUUUUCCUGGGUUCUGGAUCGGCACAAAUUCGUUCUGUCUCAUCAGGAAAAAAGAUCAGUGACAAAAAUGGAGGAACAGAUGGAGGAUGUUGUGUAAAUUUAUAAAAAUAAAAGGUGUGAGAAGGAAAUAUUGUGAUGUUUGAGGAACAAAAACCUGAUUCAUUCUGAUUAUGUGAUUUAAUUGGAAAUAAAACAGUUUUGUUGUUAGAAAGUGGAUCAUGUCCACAGAUGUGGAGUGCUGCUGCCCUCUAGAGGCCACAGACGACACAGCAGUCGAGUCAUCUUCUUGGUGUUGCUCCUUUUAUUUUGAAACAUCAAAGAACAAACAGAACACUUGUUUUUGUCUUUUGUAAAGAUGGAUGCUCUGCCUUUCAAACCCUUCUGUCUCACAGUUUCAUUCAUUCUGUCGUUUCCACAGAGGAUGAGGAGCAAAAAGAAAAGAAAAAAAAAA
This is a messenger RNA of Oryzias melastigma (Indian medaka), 1543 nucleotides long. RefSeq lists its product as uncharacterized. Lineage: Eukaryota; Metazoa; Chordata; Actinopteri; Beloniformes; Adrianichthyidae. Bases 498 to 1154 code for a protein of 218 amino acids. The record is from RefSeq and is a predicted model, not a curated record. The transcript is spliced from 5 exons. Gene Ontology annotation, molecular function: protein binding.